Messenger RNA from Manis pentadactyla (Chinese pangolin), 1574 nucleotides. RefSeq names its product chromosome 2 C2orf68 homolog (gene C2H2orf68). The record is from RefSeq and is a predicted model, not a curated record. The transcript has 4 exons. Bases 110 to 607 code for a protein of 165 amino acids. NCBI's taxonomy places the organism in Eukaryota, Metazoa, Chordata, Mammalia, Pholidota, Manidae.
CGUCAGGGCUCAGGGCCGGAAGUCGAGCGGGGGGCGGUGCAGAGCUCCCCAGGUGGGCGGCCGGUGGGGCAGUGGAGGCGGCGCGGUACCUCUCCGCUUUGGGCUCCUGAUGGAACCCGCACCGGAUCCCGGGCAGGGGCUCUGCUGCAAGCCUGGCGGGCGGCUAGACAUGAGCCACGGCUUCGUGCACCAUAUUCGACGGAACCAGCUGGCCCGGGACGACUACGACAAGAAGGUGAAGCAGGCAGCCAAGGAGAAGGCGAAGAGGCGGCACACGCCCGCGCCCACGCGACCCCGCAAGCCCGACCUCCAGGUGUACCUACCGCGACACCGAGAUGGCUCUAUGCACCCAAGCAACCCAGACUGUGAGGGGUCCGGUGAAAGCAGUAGUGGCAGCUCUGAGCAGGAGCCUUCUGGCCAUCAGCUCUUCUGCUUAGAAUAUGAGGCAGACAGCGGAGAGGUCACCUCCGUUAUCGUGUAUCAGGACGAUGAUCCAGGAAGAGUGAGUGAGGAGGUGUCAGCACACACACCUCUAGAUCCACCCAUGCAAGAGGCCCUCAAAUUGCGCAUCCAGGAGGAGAUUGCAAAGCGCCAAAGCCAACACUGACUGGGCUGAAGGCAUUCUCUCCAGGCUGAAGUCACUGCCCGGGAAGCUUACCCCUAGUUUAGGGGGACCAAGACCAGGCUGGGCUGAUCCUGAGAUACACAACUGCAACAGAGCUACUGCCGCAUCCACAGGAAAGGGUGUUGCAGGGACUAUACCUGGCCACCUCCCUUGCAGCCAGCCUAAUAUUCUGGAAUGUUUUGAGAGUUUUCUUUGGCAAACUUGGUGUUCUAGAAGGAGAGAUUCCAGGGAGUGCCGAGGUUAUGAAACCUUGUGCCAACAUGUUGCUUUCUCACUGAGGUCACAGGCCACAGGGGCUGCUGCUCCAUUCAGCUCAGUGGGCCAUGUUUGUUAUUUUAUGGUUCCUUCCAGCUUUUUCUGCUCACUUCCAUUCAUGUUCUCCUAGAUCUUCUUUUCAGCUCUGUUGCUUUGUUCUUUCCUUCUCAUCAUUUUUUCUCAGAAUCCAUCAGUUGUACCCCACCCCCAGUCUCCCAACGUGACUGUGCACCUCUAGCAGGUCAGGAGUGGGAGGUGGGAGAUUCUGGGGUCUGUCGUUCUGACAACCUCUUCUGGUAAUUCUGAUUCCAAUAAGUGGGAGAUCAUUUUUGAGGCCAACUUGCGAGUGUGUCUCCCUCCACUUCCAAGGCUUUUGCAAGUUUCUCUCAUGCCCUGCUGCUCUGCAUUGUCUUGAUAAGGAGACAUAGGAAGAUAAUGCCAGAACUAAACUCCAAGGAUUUCUUCCAGCAAAACCUGCCUUAGGGCUAUAGAAUUCUAGCCUUUAACCUCCCUAGUUGUGAACAUCCUCUGCGCAGGCUAAAGAGCAGAGCAAACAAACUUAAAACUGACUCUCCAAAUUUGAUCUGACAGUCUUAGAUAUAUGUACAGAGGGAAUUUCAAUACUAGAAAUAAUCACCUACUCAGAGCCCAGUUAUAAAAAAGGGGAUGAGGUCCUGAACAAUGGGCAGUAAAA